CCAAGCACCAGUUGAAGAACAAAGAAGGAAGAAGCGGCGAGAGGGCCAUUCUCAAGUUACUUUCUGCCCCAGCGAGCCCCGUCCAUCCCGCACAGCAGACGCUUUUUUCCCGAAGGACUACUGGAAACUGCCUUCUCUCGCCCGCUCUUUUCUCCCCCCUUCUUUUUUCCCAAGUUUCUUUCGGCCUCUUCUCCCUUCCCCUCCAAUAAAAGGAAAGGAAUCCUCCACGAUUAGGCGGAAGGCACCGAGAUGAAAACUCAGAAAAGUGCUGCUGCAAUAUCAGGCAGUGAGACAGAGGACGAUGACAACAUGGAUGUCCCCCUGGAUCUCUCCUCUUCUGCCUGCUCAGUCAAGAGGAGGAGACGGGGUAACCUGCCCAAAGAAUCAGUGCAGAUUCUUCGGGACUGGCUGUAUGAGCACCGUUACAAUGCUUAUCCUUCAGAGCAAGAGAAAGCACUAUUGUCAAGACAGACGCACCUUUCCACACUACAGGUCUGCAACUGGUUCAUCAAUGCACGGCGCAGGCUUUUGCCUGACAUGCUGAGGAAGGAUGGGAAGGACCCAAAUCAAUUUACUAUCUCACGAAGAGGGACCAAGGUAACUGACGGCCACCCAGCGGAAUUUUCCAGCUCAAAAAACUGCAUUCCCUUGAUUGAGAGCUCCUUUCUCUCUGGUAGCCCAGGACCAAACAAGUCUUGUAACACUUCUCCAGGAUCUCUUUUGGCUCGGCCCUCAGUAAUUUGUCAUACCACCGUAACUGCACUGAAAGAUGUCCCUUUCCAUUUCAAUCAGCCAGCUGGUGCAGGUCAGACCACAGAUGACUUGCAGUGGGCUUCGCCUACCAACUUUACAGACAACUCGCUCCUAUACCAUGAGGAUAAGUUGGGACCUAGUUCAAAUGCACAGAGUGGGCUUUUCAACACUCCUCCUCCAACUCCUCCAGACCUCAAUCAGGACUUUAGUGGAUUUCAGCUCCUGGUGGAUGUUGCACUGAAACAGGCAGCGGAGAUGGAAUUGCAGGCAAAACUCAUGGCAUAAGUUGUUCUUCAUAUUUUCUCUCUCCCAACAGGGAUGUAAUAGAAACAUGUGGCAAUUGUCUCAAUGAUAUCAAGGACUUAACUGCAUUAUUUUUUCUAAUUAAUCUUAUUUGCACAAGGGAUUGCUGAAAUGAAGCUUCCUAUCUCUGUAAUGGUCUUCAGUGGAAUACAGUCAUUCCAAAAAUUAUAAACUUAAAGCUACUGUAGAAGCAAAAACCUUUUUUUUUUUUAAAAAAAAAAACAUGUUUCUUAGUAGGUUUUUUUUUCCAUAAUGUGAGAUUGUUCCCAAGAUCAUGUGAUUUUGUUUUGUUGUUCUUUUCAUUAUUUGUCUCUUUCAGACUGUGCAAUAUUUAGUAACAAGAUUAGUAUUCAUAUCAUUCCCAUGUGGAACAAAAUAUACCAACAGGCUGUCUUAACAAAUUUCAGAUUUUUAAACAAGUUUGGAUUUGAAUGAUUAUACUUUUUCAUGGUGUAAUAAAAUAUU
Molecule: messenger RNA, 1521 nt
Organism: Python bivittatus (Burmese python)
Lineage: Eukaryota; Metazoa; Chordata; Lepidosauria; Squamata; Pythonidae
Gene: TGIF1
Product: TGFB induced factor homeobox 1
Biological process (GO): regulation of DNA-templated transcription
Molecular function (GO): DNA binding
Source: RefSeq, a predicted model, not a curated record